Molecule: messenger RNA, 558 nt
Organism: Symbiodinium natans
Lineage: Eukaryota; Dinophyceae; Suessiales; Symbiodiniaceae
Source: the annotation of a GenBank genome assembly
AUGACCUCGGCCGGGGACGACAAGUUCACCUUCAUCGAGGGCGUGAAGAACCCGCACAGCUGCACGGUCUUGAUCCAGGGCUCCACGGAUCACGCGAUUGCGCAGAUGAAGGAUGCCAUCAAAGAUGGGCUGCGCGCCACCCAGAACUGCGUUGAGGACGAGGCCAUCGUUCCCGGCGCCGGAGCUUUUGAGAUUGCCGCCCACGUGCACCUGGAGCAGUUCAAGCGAACUGUGGAGGGCAAGCCACGUUUAGGAGUGGAAAUUUUUGCGAAGGCGCUGCUAGUGGUGCCGAAGACACUCCUGGAGAACUCUGGCUUGGAUGUCCAGGACAAGCUUCUCAGAGUGCUCGCCGACCGCGAGAACAAGCAUCGAGUAGUCGGCGUCAGCGUGGCGAGUGGUGACCCUAUCGACCCUGCCAUCGAGGGUAUUUACGACAACUUCCUGGUGAAGAAGCAGAUGCUUGGCCUGGCACCAGUGCUGGCUGAGCAGCUUUUGCUCGUGGACGAGGUCAUCCGAGCUGGCAAGUCCAUGAAGAGCGAUGGCGGUAUGCAGGGAUAG